This is a messenger RNA of Lynx canadensis (Canada lynx), 3925 nucleotides long. It is a transcript of the gene IFT22, whose product is annotated as intraflagellar transport 22. Gene Ontology annotation, biological process: intracellular protein transport. Lineage: Eukaryota; Metazoa; Chordata; Mammalia; Carnivora; Felidae. Bases 66 to 623 code for a protein of 185 amino acids. The record is from RefSeq and is a predicted model, not a curated record. Gene Ontology annotation, cellular component: endomembrane system. Gene Ontology annotation, molecular function: GTPase activity. The transcript is spliced from 5 exons.
GAAGGCAGCCAAGCGGCGCGGCGGCUUCCGCUCCUCCGCGUCGGGGAGGGCUCCGGCCGACCGCGAUGCUGAAGGCCAAGAUCCUGUUCGUGGGGCCCUGCGAGAGUGGAAAAACCGUUUUGGCCAACUUCCUGACAGAAUCUUCUGACAUCACCGAAUACAAUCCAACCCAGGGAGUAAGGAUCCUGGAAUUUGAGAACCCGCACGUCACCAGCGACGACAAAGGCACGGCAUGUGAAUUUGAGCUGUGGGAUUGUGGUGGUGACCCCAAGUUCGAGUCUUGCUGGCCAGCCCUGAUGAAGGAUUCCCACGGGGUGGUGAUCGUCUUCAAUGCCGACACCCCAAGCCACCUGAAGGAAAUCGACAUGUGGUAUUCCUGCUUCGUCCAGCAGCAGCUCCUACAGGACACUCAGUGUCUGUUGAUCGCACACCACAAACCAGGCUCCGGAAGUGAUAAAGGAAACCUGUCUUUGUCACCCCCCUUGAACAAGCUGAAGCUGGUGCACUCGAACCUGGAGGAUGACCCUGAAGAGAUCAGGGUGGAGUUCAUAAAGUAUUUAAAGAGCAUAGUCAAUUCAGUGUCUGAAAGCAGAGACCGGGAGGAGAUGUCGAUUAUCACGUGACCAGCCUUCAUCCGGACUCUUCCGCGUUGCAGAUGGAGUCAGCUCAUUUCCCAGUGCACAUCUAGAAUCUCGUCCAGCUAUUGAUGUGUCCUCCCCGUGGCCGUAGAAGAGCUUUUCCUUGUCUGCUCUAAGGUACCAGUCUACCAGGGAGUUGACUCCUACCGUUCGUUCUCCAUCCUUCGUUCAGUUGAGAAAAUCCUAUUGUCGAAUUCUGAUUCCUUUGCCCCGGAUCUCUCCAAGAGCUGGAAAGCUGAGGUGUUUUUCUUUCCUCUUCCUAGACAUCAAGAGGAAUUAUAACUGUCCGAGCCAAACGAUACAAUAGUAGUUUCAUUCGUGUGUGUUGGUUUGAAUGGGAUUUUCAUUCCUUAAUUCACUCAACAAAUGACGACUUGUCAUGUUACACUGUUCUAGCCGCCGACCAUGUACAGCAUGGACAAAACAUAAAAAUCUCCACCCUCGUGGAACUGCCAUUCUGUUCCUCUAGAUAGUGGCGAGGUUGAGUUCAGAAAUUAAGUACUGCACCUUAGAUAUGGGGAAAAGUUACGGAUUCUGGAUUUUCUGUAAUUGGUCUAAAGCCCACGCUCCCAUCCUCCUAGAUAAUGGGGAGACCUGGACCACACUUGAGGCCAGAGAAAGGUACAGUUGAUCCUCAUUCAUGGGUUCUGCAUUUGCAGAUCGCCUACUGGCUGAAACGUAGUUGUAACCCGCAGACCAACAACUCAACUUUCACCAUUAUUCAGAGUGGCAAAAAAUCUGAACCCCAGACACGCGCAUUUCCAGCGGAGGCUGAUCAAGGCCACACUCUGCCUUCUUGUUUCAGCUGUCCUACUAAACGGGUGUCCCUGUCACAGCCUGUUUAGCACCACAUUUUCACAUUUGUGUGCUUUUCGUGAGUGGUUUCGCUGUUUAAAAUGACCCCCGGACGUGGUGCUGAAGCACUGGCUGGUGUUCCUAAGCGCAGAAAGGCUGCGAUGUGCCUUACAGACGAAACAAGUACUUUAGAUGAGCCUCAUUCCAGCAUGAGUUACAGCGCUGUCGGCUGUAAGUUCAGUGAAUCAACAACACAUAUUAAAUAAGGUGUCUUUAAACAGAAGCGUCCAGGGGCGCCUGGGCGGCGCAGUCAGUUGAGCGCCCGACUCUUGAUUUCCGUUCAGGUCACGAUUGCGGAGUGGUGGGAUCAAGCCCCACAUCGGGCUCCAGACUGAGCACAGAGCCUGGAUGAGAUUCUCUCUGUCCCUCCGCCCCCUCCCCUGCUCACAUGCUCUCACACUCUCUUUCUCUCUGAAAUAAAAAAUAAUAGGGGCGCCUGGGUGGCUCAGUCAGCUAAGCGGCUGACGUCAGCUGAGGUCAUGAUCUCAUCGCUCGUGAGUUCGAGCCCCGCAUCGGGCUGUCUGCCGUCAGCGGGGAGCCCGCCUCGGUUCCUGUCUCCCUCUCUACCCCUCCACAGCUUGUGCUUUUCUGUUUCAAAAAAUAACAUCAAAAAAUAUUUUGAAUAAAAAAUAAAAAGAAAUGUAAACAGAAGCAUCCAUAAAACAAGGUUACGUGUUGAUGGCUGAUGAAAGUGUGGUCAGAGGUGCACAGGAACACAACCCUGUAUUUACCCAGAAGCGAUGGUUCGGUAUUCCCUAAUCCAGUGUGCAUGGCGAGUUUACAGAAUGUAAGGGCCGUGGAGAAUGAGAAUCAACUGUUUUUUUUAGAUCACAAGACAUAGAAAAACAGUUGAUUCUAAGUUUCCAGGUUAGUUCAGACUCUGGGAUAAAUAUUUAAUCAAUUCAAGGUUCUAGUCCAUUUCCUUGCAGUGUCAGGGUGUCCGGACAGUGUUUGUGCUACUAUUGGGGCGCGUCCUCUGGUUGCCUUCCUGACCUCUGUCAGCAUGUCACUGGCCACCCUACUGGCCGUCUCCUGUCAAGUGCAUGACUGGCAUGGCCCACGGAACAUACCUCUCUGUAUCUGACUCGAGCCUCCCUCUGCCGCUUCGUUAUAAGGACACUUAUAAUUGCAUGAAGUGCCCACCUAAAGAUCCCUCACUUAAUCACGUCUGCGAAGAUGUCAUGAAAUAGCAUGUGUCCCAGGGACUGGGACCCGAGAUCUUCGGGGGCCAUAAUUCAGCCCGCCCCGGAUGCUGCCCGCUGCGGCAUUAACGGAAGAGGAGCAGGCUUGUGGGGAGUAAGGGGAGAUGACAAAUGACCGGUCCGAGGUGACCCAGCAAGUUAGGGACAGGGACAGAGCUGGACCCCACCCACGCCCCUGCUCUCUCCCCUGUCCCGUGGUAACGGGACAGAUGAGUCCGCCAGCGAACGAGGGAGAGAAUGUCACCCCCGAGACAACCUAGUGAAGCCACAAGCACAGCGCUCCAGGGCAAAUAACCGUUCUUGAAGCCCAGGCACCCAGGAAGUGGCUUGCAAGUAUGUCGCAGAGAGAACGUAGCCUUAGAUUUCCUUACACCAGUCAACGAUGGGAUAGUACUGAAGCUGUAGCUUGCAAAGAAGGCUAUGCGUGAGUCACUCCUGUCACACCCUGAGUGUCCACGUCUGGAAAUCGCUCAGGGAAGCUGCUGGAGAUCAGUAUACUUUUUGUGGAACAGCAGAAGACCCUUGUAUCCAGAGGGUAGGCGAAAUUGUUAGAACAAAGAGUAGAGAUUUGCUGGUAACCGAAGACGUACAAGAGUUUAAAAAAAAAAAAAGAUACCCAUUAAAAAAGUAUCUGUUUGUACCACUUAAGAAAAUUAUGCUGAACUAUGUCUUCUAGGUCUUGACUUUAGCCUUCCCCACCUGAUGGUUGGUACUAUCUUGGCCUUGGCUGAUACUUUCUCAACAGAUGUAUUCUUUCCUCAAGCAACAAAUGAAGGAUCCUGUUUUAAAAACCAAAUCCAAAGGAAUUAAAUUAGCGAGGAGGGAGGAAGCUCCUCUGCUUUUGAAACGGUAACAGAUUACAUGUUUUUGAUGUGACUUCGAAACUGCUUUAUCAGUUAAAUAAUUCUCUACAUUUAUGAUACUGGCCAUUCUUCCUACCAAAGUUAAAAGCCAAUGGAAAUGUUGUGUCUGCCAAGUAUUCCCACUUCAAAAGGAAAGUUCUCAGUGCUUUGAUGUGAGCAACACCUCAUCUGUCUUCCUGCACUCUACGGUUCAUUCGUAUCUAGGCCUCCUGAUAGCUUUAAAAAGUAUGCCUCCUUCCUCUAAAGCCUCAGUGCAGAUUUACCUCACACUUAAGCAGGUCUUUGGAUGGGAGCAUAAUUUUAGUUUUCGGACGUUCAAAGUGCUAUGUAAAAUAAAAAUAACUCACCUGUGUUGCAUUUUGUCUAA